Messenger RNA from Neogale vison (American mink), 1841 nucleotides. It is a transcript of the gene SHPK, whose product is annotated as sedoheptulokinase. The transcript has 7 exons. NCBI's taxonomy places the organism in Eukaryota, Metazoa, Chordata, Mammalia, Carnivora, Mustelidae. The coding region runs from base 44 to 1480 and encodes 478 amino acids. Gene Ontology annotation, cellular component: cytosol. Gene Ontology annotation, biological process: cellular response to lipopolysaccharide; carbohydrate metabolic process. The record is from RefSeq and is a predicted model, not a curated record. Gene Ontology annotation, molecular function: sedoheptulokinase activity.
GGGGCGCCAGUAUCCCAUACGUCAGCUGCGCGACUCUAAGGCAAUGGCUACGCGGGUGGUCACUCUGGGUAUCGACCUAGGUACUACGUCUGUGAAGACGGCUUUGGUGGAGGCCGUGCCCCGCGACCCGUCCGGGUUUGUGGUACUGGCGAGCUGUGCCCGGGCUACGCGAGCUGAGGCGGCGGCCCAGAGUGCGGCGGCAGGGCACCAGGGGCAGGAGCAGGAUGUGAGCAGAAUCAUCCAAGCCCUAAAUGAGUGCCUUGCUGCUCUUCCUCGGCAGCUGCUCCAGGAAGUUUGUGGCAUUGGAGUGUCAGGACAAAUGCAUGGAGUCAUGUUUUGGAAAACAGGCCAAGGCUGUGAAUGGACAGAGGGAGGGCCCUCUCCUGUGUUUGAGCCCGGAGCUGUGAGCCCCCUGGUCACAUGGCAGGACGGCCGGUGUAGCAGUGGGUUCCUGGCUUCUUUGCCCCAACCAGAGUCCCAUCUCAGUGUGGCCUCGGGGUUUGGCUGUGCAACCAUCUUCUGGUUUUUGAAGAACAGCCCAGAGUUCCUGAAGUCCUACGAUGCUGCUGGUACCAUCCAUGACUAUGUGGUUGCCAUGCUGUGUGGCUUGCCAAGAUCCCUGAUGUGUGACCAGAAUGCUGCUAGCUGGGGCUAUUUCAACACUCAGAGCCAAAGCUGGAACUUGGAGAUAUUGAGGGCCUCAGGCUUUCCUGUCCAUCUUCUCCCAGACAUCGCGGAGGCUGGCAGUGUGGCAGGCAGAACUUCCCAUGCCUGGUUUGAAAUCCCAAAGGGGACACAGGUGGGCGUGGCCUUGGGUGACCUACAGGCCUCCGUCUAUUCCUGUAUGGCCAAAAGGACAGAUGCAGUUCUCAACAUCAGCACCUCAGUUCAGUUGGCAACCUCCAUGCCUUCAGGAUUCCAGCCAGCGCAGACUCCAGACCCUGCAACUCCAGUCACCUACUUUCCGUACUUUGACAGGACCUACCUGGCCGUGGCAGCAUCACUCAAUGGGGGCAAUGUGCUGGCCACAUUUGUCCACAUGCUGGUACAGUGGAUGACGGAUCUAGGUCUAGAGGUCGAAGAAUCCACUGUGUAUUCAUGCAUGAUCCAGGCAGCUGCACAGCAGAGAGACACCCGCCUAACUAUCACUCCAACGGUGUUGGGCGAGAGGCAUCUGCCGGACCAGCUGGCCUCAGUGACCAGAAUCUCCUCCUCUGACCUCUCCCUGGGACAUGUGACCCGGGCUCUGUGCCGGGGCAUUGUUCAAAACCUGCACUCCAUGCUUCCAUUUCAACAGCUCAAGGAUUGGGGUGUGAAACGGGUGAUUGGCAGUGGGAGUGCACUGUCCAGGAAUGAGGUGCUAAAGCAGGAGGUGCAGAGGGCUUUCCCCUUCCCAGUGUCCUUUGGGCAGGAUGUGGAUGCAGCUGUGGGGGCAGCGCUGGUCAUGCUCCAGAGAAAUCUUAACCAGAGGGAGUCUUAGUGCAUUUUUUGGCCAAAAGACUAUUGCAGAUUUUAUCUAACUAACAUUCAUGACAUGACCUUGGGGUCAUCCUUGAACUGGACAGUUUUGUGGGCAGCUUUUAAGCAAAGCUCAUUUUCGGGGAGCCAUCUUGACCAAGUACCUAUCUUCAUACUCUAAAAAUGCAGGCAGGACUCAUCAGCUGGAUCUCCAAUCAGUGCUUCCCAAGAGACUCACUUGAGAAUUCGUUGCAAAUGUACAUGUGGAGAAAAGAGGGAAAAAGAAAGAAAAGGAACAGUAGCCCAGCAUAAUGGUCAGCAGACUCUUCUGUGAUUCACCUGUAGACAAAGAGAAAAUAAAUGUGAACUUCAGACACCAAAAA